UUUUUUUGGUUGGUGGCGGCGGUGCUGGGCCAAAGGAAGGAGGGGACACGGAGGCCGCCCUCGCUCCGCUACCCCUCACCCGUUUCCUUCCCGUCCCGAUUCCGGGAGAUGUGCCGGGCGGGGGGCCCGGGUACGCGGAGCCGCAGGAGAGACUCACAGGGCCCAGCUCAGAGCGGCGCUGGACAGGCUGGUGGGCCAGGCCGUGGUGCCCACCUGGUGAUGCAGGGCAAGGACCCCUGUACAAGCCACUGAGAGCCCUGAAAACACCCCCAGCCAUUGCCAUGGCCCGCUUGGCUGCUGUGCUGUGGAGUCUCUGCAUAACCGCCGUCCUGGUCACCUCGGCCACCCAAGGCCUGAGCCGGGCUGGGCUCCCAUUUGGGCUGAUGCGCCGGGAGCUGGCAUGUGAAGGCUACCCCAUCGAGCUUCGGUGCCCAGGCAGCGAUGUCAUCAUGGUGGAAAAUGCCAACUACGGACGCACGGACGAUAAGAUCUGCGAUGCUGACCCUUUCCAGAUGGAGAAUGUGCAGUGCUACCUGCCUGAUGCCUUCAAGAUCAUGUCGCAGAGGUGUAAUAACCGCACCCAGUGCGUGGUGGUUGCCGGCUCUGACGCCUUUCCUGACCCCUGUCCUGGGACCUACAAGUACCUGGAGGUGCAGUACGACUGUGUCCCCUACAUCUUCGUGUGCCCAGGGACCCUGCAGAAGGUGCUGGAGCCCACCUCGACGCAUGAGUCGGAGCACCAGUCUGGUGCCUGGUGUAAGGAUCCACUGCAGGCUGGCGACCGCAUCUACGUCAUGCCCUGGAUCCCCUACCGCACGGACACGUUGACCGAGUAUGCUUCGUGGGAGGACUACGUGGCGGCACGCCACACCACCACUUACCGCCUGCCCAACCGCGUGGAUGGCACCGGCUUCGUGGUCUACGACGGCGCCGUCUUCUACAACAAGGAGCGCACGCGCAACAUCGUGAAGUACGAUCUGCGCACACGAAUCAAGAGCGGGGAGACGGUCAUCAACACAGCCAACUACCAUGACACCUCGCCCUACCGCUGGGGGGGCAAGACUGACAUCGAUCUGGCCGUGGAUGAGAACGGGCUGUGGGUCAUCUACGCCACUGAGGGCAACAACGGGCGGCUGGUGGUGAGCCAGCUCAACCCCUACACACUGCGUUUCGAGGGCACUUGGGAAACAGGAUACGACAAGCGCUCUGCGUCCAAUGCCUUCAUGGUGUGCGGCGUCCUCUACGUGCUGCGCUCUGUCUAUGUGGACGAUGACAGCGAGGCGGCUGGCAACCGUGUGGACUAUGCCUUCAACACCAAUGCUAACCGGGAGGAGCCGGUCAGCCUGGCCUUCCCCAACCCCUACCAGUUUGUCUCCUCUGUGGACUACAAUCCACGCGACAACCAACUCUACGUCUGGAACAACUACUUCGUGGUGCGCUAUAGCCUGGAGUUUGGACCACCCGACCCAAGUGCUGGCCCAGCCACUUCCCCACCCCUGAGCACGACCACCACAGUCCGGCCCACACCCCUCACCAGCACGGCCUCACCUGCAGCCACCACCCCACUCCGCCGGGCACCCCUCACCACGCACCCGGUGGGUGCCAUCAACCAGCUGGGACCUGACCUGCCUCCAGCCACAGCCCCUGCCCCUAGCACCCGGCGGCCCCCAGCCCCUAAUCUGCACGUGUCUCCAGAGCUCUUCUGUGAACCUCGAGAGGUGCGGCGGGUUCAGUGGCCGGCCACCCAGCAGGGCAUGCUGGUGGAGAGGCCCUGCCCUAAGGGGACGCGAGGAAUUGCCUCCUUCCAGUGUUUACCAGCCCUGGGGCUCUGGAACCCCCGGGGCCCUGACCUCAGCAACUGCACCUCCCCCUGGGUCAACCAGGUGGCCCAGAAGAUCAAGAGCGGGGAGAAUGCAGCCAACAUUGCCAGUGAGCUGGCCCGCCACACCCGGGGCUCCAUUUAUGCGGGAGAUGUGUCUUCCUCUGUGAAGCUGAUGGAACAGCUGCUGGACAUCCUGGAUGCCCAGCUGCAGGCUCUGCGGCCCAUCGAGCGGGAGUCAGCUGGCAAGAACUACAACAAGAUGCACAAACGGGAGAGAACCUGCAAGGACUACAUCAAGGCUGUGGUGGAAACAGUGGACAACCUGCUGCGGCCAGAGGCUCUCGAGUCCUGGAAGGACAUGAAUGCCACAGAGCAGGUGCAUACAGCCACGAUGCUCCUGGACGUCCUAGAGGAGGGCGCCUUCCUGCUGGCCGACAAUGUCAGGGAGCCGGCCCGCUUUUUGGCUGCCAAACAGAAUGUGGUCCUGGAGGUCACGGUUCUGAACACAGAGGGCCAAGUGCAGGAGCUGGUGUUCCCCCAGGAGUACCCAAGCGAAAACUCCAUCCAGCUGUCAGCCAACACCAUCAAGCAGAACAGCCGCAACGGGGUGGUCAAGGUUGUCUUCAUCCUCUACAACAACCUGGGUCUCUUCCUGUCCACUGAGAAUGCCACAGUGAAGUUGGCGGGCGAAACAGGCACGGGUGGCCCAGGGGGCACUUCCCUGGUGGUGAACUCACAGGUCAUCGCAGCCUCCAUCAAUAAGGAGUCCAGCCGUGUCUUUCUCAUGGACCCUGUCAUCUUCACUGUGGCCCACCUGGAGGCCAAGAACCACUUCAAUGCUAACUGCUCCUUUUGGAACUACUCGGAGCGCUCCAUGCUGGGCUACUGGUCGACCCAAGGCUGCCGCCUGGUGGAGUCCAACAAGACCCACACCACAUGUGCCUGCAGCCACCUCACCAACUUUGCCGUGCUCAUGGCUCACCGUGAGAUCUACCAGGGCCGCAUCAAUGAGCUGCUGCUGUCAGUCAUCACCUGGGUAGGCAUCGUGAUCUCCCUGGUUUGCCUGGCCAUCUGCAUCUCCACCUUCUGCUUCCUGAGGGGGCUGCAGACUGACCGUAAUACCAUCCACAAGAACCUGUGCAUCAACCUCUUCCUGGCUGAGCUGCUCUUCCUGGUUGGCAUAGACAAGACUCAGUAUGAGAUUGCCUGCCCCAUCUUCGCCGGCCUGCUGCACUACUUUUUUCUGGCUGCCUUCUCCUGGCUGUGCCUGGAGGGUGUGCACCUUUAUCUGCUGCUGGUGGAGGUGUUUGAGAGCGAGUACUCCCGCACCAAGUAUUACUACCUGGGUGGCUACUGCUUCCCAGCCCUGGUGGUAGGCAUUGCAGCUGCCAUCGACUACCGCAGCUAUGGCACCGAGAAGGCUUGCUGGCUCCGAGUGGAUAAUUAUUUCAUCUGGAGCUUCAUUGGGCCGGUCUCCUUUGUUAUUGUGGUGAACCUGGUGUUCCUCAUGGUGACCCUACACAAGAUGAUCCGGAGCUCGUCUGUGCUCAAGCCCGACUCCAGUCGCCUAGACAACAUUAAAUCCUGGGCCCUGGGGGCCAUCGCGCUGCUCUUCCUGCUGGGCCUCACCUGGGCUUUCGGCCUCCUCUUCAUCAACAAGGAGUCAGUAGUCAUGGCCUAUCUCUUCACCACCUUCAACGCCUUCCAGGGGGUCUUCAUUUUCGUCUUUCACUGCGCCUUGCAGAAGAAGGUGCACAAGGAGUAUAGCAAGUGCUUGCGACACUCCUACUGCUGCAUCCGCUCCCCACCCGGGGGCGCUCACGGCUCACUCAAGACCUCAGCCAUGCGGAGCAACACCCGCUACUACACAGGGACCCAGAGCCGAAUCCGGAGGAUGUGGAAUGAUACUGUGAGGAAACAGACAGAAUCCUCCUUCAUGGCGGGGGAUAUCAACAGCACCCCCACCCUGAACCGAGGUACCAUGGGGAACCACCUCCUGACCAAUCCUGUGCUGCAGCCCCGUGGGGGCACUAGCCCCUACAACACCCUCAUCGCUGAGUCAGUGGGCUUCAAUCCCUCCUCACCUCCUGUCUUCAACUCCCCAGGGAGCUACCGGGAACCCAAGCACCCCUUGGGAGGCCGAGAAGCCUGCGGCAUGGACACGCUGCCCCUCAACGGCAACUUCAAUAACAGUUACUCUUUGCGAAGUGGGGAUUUCCCUCCAGGGGACGGGGCACCCGAGCCACCCCGAAGCCGGAACCUGGCAGAUGCUGCUGCCUUUGAGAAGAUGAUCAUCUCGGAGCUGGUGCACAAUAACCUUCGGGGCAGCAGCAGCGGGGCCAAGGGCCCACCACCGCCUGAGCCCCCUGUACCACCUGUGCCGGGGGGUGGCAGUGAGGAAGAGGCUGGUGGGCCCGGGAGUGCUGACCGGGCGGAGAUUGAACUUCUUUACAAGGCCCUGGAGGAGCCACUGCUGCUGCCCCGGGCCCAGUCGGUGCUGUACCAGAGCGAUCUGGACGAGUCAGAGAGCUGCACAGCAGAGGACGGGGCCACCAGCCGGCCCCUGUCCUCCCCUCCAGGCCGGGACUCCCUCUAUGCCAGUGGGGCCAACCUUCGGGACUCACCCUCCUACCCGGACAGCAGCCCUGAGGGGCCCAGUGAGGCUCUGCCCCCACCCCCACCCCCACCCGCACCCCCUGUCCCUCCUGAAAUCUACUACACCUCGCGCCCACCAGCCUUGGUGGCCCGAAACCCCCUACAAGGCUACUACCAGGUGCGGCGGCCCAGCCAUGAAGGCUAUUUGGCAGCCCCAGGCCUCGAGGGGCCAGGGCCUGAUGGGGAUGGGCAGAUGCAGCUGGUUACCAGCCUCUGAGGGACCGCAUGGACCAGGGGCUGGUGGCCUAGGCCAGGGAGGGAACCCUGGGCAGGGCUUUGGUGGGAGAGGGAGACUGAAGGAGGCAGUGGCUAGUGGGCCACUCUCCAGGCAUCCAUUGUCCAAGGGCCCUCUAGGCCUCUUGGGGGUUCUGCUGUGGGGACCCAAGGUGCAGGGUUCACAGACAGUGUUUCCCACCAGCCACACGGCACCAGCUUAAUUUGGGGGAAGUGCCAUGAGAAGGAGCCAAGAGGUCCCCAGGGGAGUAAGGAAGGAGAAACUGGAAGGGUGCAUCCUACUCUUGACUGUCCCCUCUCCCCUACUCUUCCUGCCUGCUGUAGCGAAAUGAGGGCUUGGUGUCCCUGGACCAAAGGCCCUGCUGGAUGGAACCUAUCGGUUGCUCCUCUUUCUGUAGCCAGAAAUGCUGGGCUGCACUGGGAGGGAGCAGUGGGGGCAGGAGGACAGAUGGACAGGUUCCUCCUGCUCUACAGCUCCCUGCUCCAUGGAGACUGGGGCCUCUAGCCCAGGAGAUAAGCUCCUCGGUGAGAGGAACAGGCACUUGUGGCUGGUGGUUUAAAGGUUGAAUUUUUCUCUGAAGCUCCUUCCCUCUGCUCUUAGUCCCUGCCUCCCCAGCAGACCUAUCCCCUCAGCCAUCCUCAAGUGCACCCAAUGACCCCCUCCCUUAGGGUGACUCCUGAUGAAGCACAACUCCCUGAAGGGCCCCCGGCCCACAGGGGUGGCCAUAUUUGGGCAGUUCUAGUCCUGUGGGCCUGGCUAUCUGGGGAACAGAUUUUGGGUCUGGAUCUCCCUGGGGAGUGGGUCCUGGGCUUGGAUCUCCCCCUAGGGGGCCCUUUUUCCCUUGCUCUUUCCUCUCCUAUUGCUGUAAAUAUUUCAAAGAAAUGGAAAAGACAAAAAAAAAAAAAAAAAGAAAGAAAAUCUCAUCACUUGAAGCCACUGGGAGCCUGUGGCCCAGCCAGCCCGGGCUUUCUCUGGAGCAGAGCAGUGCCACUGGGCCCUGGCAGCCAGGACUUCCCGUGUAUGUGUGCAUCCCCAGCCAGGUGGGUGGCCCCCAGAGCAGCUUUUUACAAUCCAGAGACAAAAAAUCUAGAAGCAACAGCAAAACAAAGAACCUGUUUCCUUCCUGGCACCCUUUUCUGUCACCACUUCCCCUGUUCCACCUGACCCUGGCAUCAGUCAGCCCUUCUGGGGUGUGUACCUCACUGCCUGCCCCAGGACUGGGGACCUGUCUCCCACUUCCCUCCCCUCUGGCCCAGGGGAGACACCCCUCACACCCAAAGAUGCUUUCGCCAAGAUGGCUGUGCUGUUCCUUUGAGUUCCUGCCUCUUGUAUAUUGCUUCUGGAACUUGGCUGGGGAUGAGGGGAGUCCUUCCUGCCUAGAGAGGUUGAUAAGGGAAGGAAGAGGACAGCAGCGAUUCAUGUGACUGAGGAGGGAGGGCUGGGAAUAGUGAGGUGGUGUUCUUUUGGGGGUGGGGGUGGUGCGGGACGCAAAAGGUGAGAGAUCACCUUCCCUACCCUACAUCCUCCUGCAGGGGAGGCAAAGUCAGGUACCAGGGCCUCAAGUCAGGACACCCGUUCUGGGGGCUCACCCCCGAACCUGAAAACCCUAAAAGCGUCAGGCUUGGAAUGUCUCCCGAGUACCUCUUCUGGUCCCCUCUCUAGCUUGUCACCCUGGUCCUCCCAGAACCCCCCUCCCCAACUCUGGGGGUAGCAUAGCCCAGUACCACACUAAUCUAGCCCCAUAAUUGCCAUUUCCCCUGGGGUGGCCCUCCACCUCGACUCUGACCCCUCCUUGUAUCUUUUGCCCCUUCCUCUUUUCUCACAAGUGCCAUGAGUUUUCAAACAUCUUUGGGUCUCAGCCUGCUGCUACCAUGAACUUCUUUGGGUUAAGGGGGAGGAGCUCUAGGAAGGAACUAGGGAAAACAGACAGGUGGCUGGAGGGGCCCUUUUUGCUGCUAGAAGGCCCCUCCCUUCUGGGGAGCUGGGGCUGGCUUGUCCCCAUCAGGGGAGAAGGGGUCAGACCAAAGAUGGUGAUUUGUCCUGUGUAUGGGGACAUGUGUGGGGAGAAGGCAGUGUUGGGUCCCAUCUCUGGCUUUUUCUAGCAGGGAAGUUUAACCCCCUUUACCAGAAGACCAUGAGUGAGUCUGGACCCAGAGAAGAAGUAAGGGUGGCCAGGUGGCUCUGUGAGGAGGGUAGGAGCCAGCUCCAGGGCCUGCCUUGGCUUUGGGUGGCCAGGAGCUCUACUGUGGGAGGGGCAGCUACAGCCUGUGAAGAGCUGGCAGGAGACUAGGGUAGAUGGAGGAGUUGGCCUGGCCCACACAUCAGCCCAGCUAGAGCCAGAGGUUGCCUCUGACACCAGCAAGAGGGCUGGAAGAGCAGGGCAGGAGAGUUUCCAGGGGAACUGGAGGCAUGCAAGGAGUCCCUCAUCCUCCCCUGUUCAGCCCUCCUUUUAUCUCUAGACACCGACAAUCAAGGGGAGAGAGAGGGUGCAGUGGGUCCCUUGGUUCCCAUUCCAGCCAGAAUCACCAGGGUGAAUUCCUAGGCCUCAGAGCUGUGUGGCAGGGCUGAAUGCCACUGCAGUCCAGUACAAAGCCACUACCGAGAGCCCAGGUGUCCAUCCCCCUACCCCAACCAGACCUGGUGCCUUGACGCCCCCACCCCAGCUGGGACGGUAUAGAGAAGGAAGGGUCUUGGUUUCCUCUCCUGUUCCCUUCCUUGGGCUCCUGAAUUCAUUUGCUCCUCAAUCUGGUUAAUUAUUUUUCUCUGGGUUUGUUGUUUUUUUUUCUUUUUGGUUUCCCUUGCCUUCCUUUCUCUCUGUGUCUCCACCUCUUUCCCUGUUUUUUCCUUGCUGUUUCUGUGUUCCUCUUCUCUCAACCUCAAUUUAUCUGUCCAUUCGGGCCUCCCUCCCUCCAUGCCCCCAGUCCCUCCUUGGUCUCCUUUUCGAUAUGCCAAACCAAUUUUGGGUCGAGUGCAUUUAACGAGAACAAAACAAAAGGCUCAUAACAACAAGAACGUUUCAGAAAAAAAAGUUUAAAAAAUUGUUGAGUCAAAAAAAAAAACAAUAAAGAAAUUAAGAUUUCUUGGAA
Messenger RNA from Molossus molossus (Pallas's mastiff bat), 7798 nucleotides. RefSeq names its product adhesion G protein-coupled receptor L1 (gene ADGRL1). Lineage: Eukaryota; Metazoa; Chordata; Mammalia; Chiroptera; Molossidae. Gene Ontology annotation, biological process: adenylate cyclase-activating G protein-coupled receptor signaling pathway; heterophilic cell-cell adhesion; cell surface receptor signaling pathway. The transcript is spliced from 23 exons. Gene Ontology annotation, cellular component: axon; postsynaptic density; presynaptic membrane. The record is from RefSeq and is a predicted model, not a curated record. The coding region runs from base 282 to 4694 and encodes 1470 amino acids. Gene Ontology annotation, molecular function: latrotoxin receptor activity; carbohydrate binding; G protein-coupled receptor activity.